Molecule: messenger RNA, 1155 nt
Organism: Synchiropus splendidus (mandarinfish)
Lineage: Eukaryota; Metazoa; Chordata; Actinopteri; Syngnathiformes; Callionymidae
Gene: txndc17
Product: thioredoxin domain containing 17
Exons: 4
Coding region: 119-490 (123 amino acids)
Cellular component (GO): cytosol
Molecular function (GO): protein-disulfide reductase [NAD(P)H] activity
Source: RefSeq, a predicted model, not a curated record
UGCAACUGUCUGUUCGCUCUUAAACAGCAGCAGCUUCUCCUUUCUGAGUUCGUUUACUCUUGUAUAGCUUCUAGAGGCGCUAAAGUCCCGUCAUUUGGUGAACAACUUUCAAACAAGAAUGGCUAAAUACGAAGAAGUCAACGUACACGGCUAUGACGAGUUCUGCAAAGCUGUUUCGGACAGGAAAGGCAAAGACAUAUUCGCUUACUUCUCCGGUGAUAAAGACGCGCAAGGCAAGAGUUGGUGUCCCGACUGUGUGAAGGCUGAGCCGAUCGUAAGAGGCGAGAUGGCGCACCUUCCUGACGGAGCAGUCUUCAUCUACUGUCAAGUUGGAGAGAGAGCCUAUUGGAAGGACUCAAGUAAUGAAUUUAAAAAGACCCUGAAGCUGACUGGUGUUCCCACUCUUCUGCGAUAUGGCACACCUCAGAAGUUGGUGGAGGAGGAGUGUUUCAAAGCCGAGCUGGUCAGGAUGAUGUUCACUGAAGACUGAAGAAUCAUGGUGUAAUCAAUGAAGUGCACUUUGUUUACCGAGGUGGUUUCAUCUAAAUUUAAAGUCCACCUGCGUUAAUGAAAUCAAGUCUAGAUAUGGAUGAAUCAGCUGUGUCUUGUCACUCACUACAGAUCACUGUUGUUCUGUCACUCUGCCGUCCUAAAAUGUUUUUUUUUUUUCGAUAAUUCUUUCAGGCUUAGAUCAUGAAAUAUUUACAUUAGAUUUAUUUUGCAUUUUUUAAUGAAAAAUUCAUGUUCAUUAUUCUAUGGAGUAGUGUUUUCAUUUAAUACCCCGUCUCUGAAACGUUCAACAGAAGUGUAAUAAAGUCGUGUUCAACUGUUUUCUUGUUGUCAGUAAAUGAUUGACGGUGGCGGACGCUAACAGACUCAACAGACUAAUCCGCAAAGCUGGUGAUGUGGUGGAGGUGAAACUGGAGUCCUUGGAGACGGUUAUGGAGAGAAGGAUGCUCCUGAAACUAAGGAGCCUCCUGCCCAACAUCAGCCACCCCCUCCAUGAGCUCCUGGUCCAAUACAAAAGCACAUGGACCAAUAGACUGAGACUGCCCAACUCAAAGACCCAGCGCCACAGGAGGUCCUUUCUUCCCGUGGCAAUAAAAGCAUACAAUUCAUCCCUGAAAAAAAUACAAUGAAGGUUUUUUUUGGCAC